This is a messenger RNA of Homalodisca vitripennis (glassy-winged sharpshooter), 1907 nucleotides long. RefSeq names its product D-2-hydroxyglutarate dehydrogenase, mitochondrial-like. NCBI's taxonomy places the organism in Eukaryota, Metazoa, Arthropoda, Insecta, Hemiptera, Cicadellidae. Gene Ontology annotation, cellular component: mitochondrion. The record is from RefSeq and is a predicted model, not a curated record. The coding region runs from base 194 to 1699 and encodes 501 amino acids. Gene Ontology annotation, molecular function: catalytic activity; FAD binding. The transcript is spliced from 10 exons.
UGUAGCUACAAGUUACAGUAAAUGUUGCGUCUUGUUCUGCACUAACUUGUAAGCCGAAUUCAUCACGACCAUUUUGUUUUAUUGCAGAUAGAGGUUAUCUCUUUCUUAUCUCAUUUAGUUUGUUGAUCAACACCGACUCAGCUCAUUGGCGGUUCACGUUACUGGAAGUAGUAGUUCUGCAAAUGUAGGUAGUAUGGCGGGGGCGAAGGUUCGGCUGGCAGGAUGGUGUCGGGGUCUGCUGCAGGGCCCCGCCGCGGUGGGGUUGCGCCCCACCAGUGAAGUGUGUCGGUUCAAGCGUGGAGACUAUGCACAACUCUCGAACUCACACCUCUCACACUUCGAGAGGCUGCUGGACAGAGGCAGGGUCAUCACUGACGAAGCGGAGUUGGACGCUUACAACGUUGACUGGUUCAAAACACUCAAAGGCAGUGCGAAAGUGGUGUUGAAGCCCAGAUCUACAGAAGAAGUGUCAGCCAUUCUCAAGUACUGUUAUGACGAGAAUCUAGCUGUCGUGCCUCAAGGGGGAAACACAGGUGUAUUGGGAGGAGCUACUCCUGUUUUUGAUGAAGUCAUCCUGUCUACAUCACUUAUGAAUAAGAUCAUUAAAAUUAAUGACAUCCCUGGGAGCAUCGUGUGCGAGGCAGGCUGUGUGUUGGAGACUCUGAACUCUGCUCUGGCAGAGCACGGGCUGAUCAUGCCACACGACCUGGGAGCCAAGGGUAGUUGUCAGAUCGGAGGUAACAUCUCCACUAACGCCGGUGGCCUCAGACUUCUGCGUUACGGCAGCCUGCAGGCUAACACUCUGGGGCUGGUGGCAGUGAAAGCCGAUGGAACCAUAUUGGAUUGUAUGAACACGCUCAAAAAGGACAACACAGGUUAUCAUCUGAAGCAUCUCUUCAUCGGCUCCGAGGGCACCCUCGGUGUUGUGACCGAGGUCGCUGUACAAUGUCCUCCGAGACCUCAGUCAGUCACCAUGGCCUUCUUAGGCAUGAGCAGCUUCGAGCAAGCUCUGCAGACAUUCCGACUGGCCCGGACGAUGUUGUCGGAGAUUCUCUCCUCGUGUGAGGUGAUGGACGCUGCUUCACUACGACUAACCACCGACACCCUCCGACUCCGCAGUCCUAUACCUGAACACGCUUUCUACCUUCUGAUAGAGGUCGCUGGCUCCAACCAAGGCCAUGACGAGGACAAACUCAACACUUUCCUGGAGACUGCCAUGAGCCAAGGGUCUACAAGUGAUGGCCUGGUCACAGCUGAGCCCUCUAAAAUGAAGGAUCUGUGGCAGUUGCGAGAGCGUAUCCCGGAGGCACUGUUCAAGAACAGUUACGCGUACAUGUACGACAUCUCCCUGCCGCACGACGACUACUACAACAUCGUACCUGUCCUCAGGGAGAGGCUCCAGGGUUCGGAAGCUUUUGCUGUCACUGGAUUCGGACACUUAGGGGAUGGAAACCUACACCUUAACAUCUGCAGUCCGCAGUUCUCGCCAGAGUUGCUCGCUCAACUCGAGCCAUUUGUGUUCGAGUGGAUCAAUGAGCGAGGAGGAAGUGUCAGUGCAGAACACGGCAUCGGCUUCACAAAGACACAGUUCCUCAAGUACAGCAAAAGCGAAGCUGCUAUCCGCACCAUGCGUCAGGUCAAGAGUCUCAUGGACCCCCGGGGCAUCCUGAACCCCUACAAGGUCCUUCCACAGGAGUAAAUCCAACAGUUUUGUCUCAUGGACCCCCGGGGCAUCCUGAACCCCUACAAGGUCCUUCCACAGGAGUAAAUCCAACAGUUUUGACUCAUGGACCCCCGGGGCAUCCUGAACCCCUACAAGGUCCUUCCACAGGAGUAAAUCCAACAGUUUUGUCUCAUGGACCCCCGGGGCAUCCUGAACCCCUACAAGGUCCUUCCACAGGAGUAAA